Alternaria postmessia is the source of this 609-nucleotide messenger RNA. RefSeq lists its product as uncharacterized. Bases 1 to 609 code for a protein of 202 amino acids. Lineage: Eukaryota; Fungi; Ascomycota; Dothideomycetes; Pleosporales; Pleosporaceae. The record is from RefSeq and is a predicted model, not a curated record. The transcript has a single exon.
AUGUCCGCUGCGUACCCAAGGUCAGAGGCUGAGAGUCCUGCGGCAAAAGACGUAGAAAAAACCCUACAGAAGGCUGAAGCUGACAUCGGGAUCGGAAACCACGUAAAUGGGUUUUGGUUAGCACAAGAAGCUAUAGCACUUGCUGAAGGCUGCAUUGAGUGGGAUAUUGGCGAUGUUGUUUCAACACAGCAGUUGGUCGUCGCAAUGCUAAGAAGGUACAACCUGUUCAAGGAGGCUGAACAGAUAGAGGCAGAAAUGGAGUUGACUCUCGAAGAACUUAGCGAUGAAGAGACGAGAAAAAUGAUACAAGACGAAAUGAACGUACACAAGAGGCAAACACCAAACGGCCUGGAGGCGCUUGAUCAACCGAUUCGUUCAGGUCACUCGCAACGACACUCACCCCCACAACCAUCGUCAAAUACUGAAAACCCUAGCCAUACGUCAAGUACAAAGAAAGUUAUUACUGGCGUCGAGUAUGGCUUGGUGUCACGGACGUGCCCUGAUCAGCCUGUUCGAAGCAUGGAUGAUGCGGAAGAAUCUAGCCUGGGAGAUCAUUCGAUCAAAAAACCUCAUGCGCCGACCCCAAACGAUCAAUUUGGCACUCGUUAA